This is a messenger RNA of Engraulis encrasicolus (European anchovy), 3178 nucleotides long. RefSeq names its product inositol 1,4,5-trisphosphate receptor-interacting protein. NCBI's taxonomy places the organism in Eukaryota, Metazoa, Chordata, Actinopteri, Clupeiformes, Engraulidae. The record is from RefSeq and is a predicted model, not a curated record. The transcript is spliced from 2 exons. The coding region runs from base 143 to 2833 and encodes 896 amino acids. Gene Ontology annotation, cellular component: membrane.
UGUGUGUGUGUGUGUGAUUAACUAACAGUCGUUCUGUCUAUUUUGAACUUUCUCUGUCUUUUGCGUACCUGACUGUUUUGGAAUAAUAUGUCCUCUUGCUGAAGUCUGGUGCUGAAACUGUAUAGUAGGAAAUUGUAGAGGGAUGCCGGACGGUCUUCUGCGCGUGUUUGUGUUGGUGGCAGGCCUGCUCCUCCCUAAGGAGCACACGGACAUUCUGGAACACAGUGAUGACCUCACAAUGGGAAUGCAGGAACGCGAAGGGGUGCUGCAGAGGGAGCGAGAUAGGCUCGAGCACGAGCUGGUGCAUCAUCAGGACCAGAAAACCGAUGAUUUCCCCCAACCAUUGGAUCCGAACAUGGAACUGAACAUUACAGAUCAGUCUGGGCAUGACAUGCAGCACACAGUGGAUACAGCAAGCUUUUCAGCAGAACCUGAGGAGGGGAAAGAGACUGAGGAAGAGACGAACAGAGAGUUGGAGUCUGCAGACCAGGACAUUUCACAAGGGGAAGAUACUCUCCAGCUCAAAGAAGAGCAGUCUGAGCCUGCAGCCCAGGACGUUUCCCAAGGGGAAGACACUCUUCAGCUGAAGGAGGAGGAGCCAGCAGUGGGUGUCAUUGAGGAGGAGGUGGAGGAGGGUGACCAUCAGUCUAGUAAGCCUGAAGACCACGACUUUUCGCAGGAAGCUUCACCACUUGAGGAAGAGGAGGAUACAUUAGAAAGUCUGAGUGAGGAAGAGGAUGGGUCAUCAGUGAGUCUUGGUAAGGAAGAAGAGGAGGAAAAGGAGGAGGAAAUGACUGAACAGUCUAGUAAGCCAGAAGACCAGAACGUUUCCCAAAGAGCUCAACAGCAUGAAGAAGAGGGGGACCCACUAGAUGGUCUCAGUGAUCAGCUCCCACCUCAGGAGGAAGUGACUUCAUCAGACCAUCAGGGCCCUGUAACAGCUGAGGUGUCAACGGCAGCAAUUGCAGAGGAGGAAUAUGACAACACGGUCAAAACUAUACCCCCUGACUAUGUAGUGAAAGAGCAACCACCUCACAAUGACUUGCAUCCUGAGGUGAAUGAACUUUUUGACAAUGUGGAGGCACCAGCAGUAGAGGGCAAUGAGCAACCAUUUCACCAUGGUGGCAAAGAGUUCAAGGUCAACGCAGAACAUGAACAUGAACAUUCUCAUGAUGUAGAGACACAGGAGAACGUGGUAGUUAAUGAUGACAGUGGAAAGCAGAAACAUAUGACACGACCAAGCAUCAAGUCAAAACAGCAAACACCCUCAGGUAGUGAUUACAUGUGGUAUCUCUACAAUGCCUACUCUGUCAUCUCUAUUAUCUGCCUCAUUGUCGGAUAUCUACGUCCUCGCGCUUCACGGGAUCAGGAAGUGGCCAGAGAAGCUCCCUCAAAACAACAACAUGCCCUUCUCCUCUGUGACCCCAAGGUCACAAACCCCAUCCCCAUCCCAGCCAAGAUCCAUGUCCCAGAUCAGGCCACUCUCACUGGCUUCUAUGAACGCUACGUCCGUGUCCCGCCCAACGAGAGCCAGAGGGUGCAGGAGUUCGUCGAAGGGUUCGCGGACGACCUGCUCGCAGUCAUGAGGGAAACGUCCGGCGGCGGUACGGGGGCAGAGGAAGGAGACCUGGAAGUGGAGGACUUUGUGGAGGUGGGCAGCCUUUACGAGUCCUGGGCGGCCGGAAGGCCCUUGACCUGUGACCUCUGGGUGACCUUGACCCCUCGCAGGCCGUACAGCUUUCAGGUGGAGCCUCUGUCGACGGAAAAGCGGAAGAAAGGUGGCAGGAAGGGAGCAUCCUCCAUUGACCUUGACCUUCUUAAUGGCUACUACAGGAGAGUGAGGGUGCUGAAAGGGGGACGGGGAAGUGUGACAAACGGAUGUCCGUGCAGUCAGACUGGUAGCGACAACGACAUAAUGUGUCUGCUCCACACAAACGACCAGAGGGAGGAUGAAAAGGAAGCAGUCGCAGUCGACGCCAUCAACGGGCCACUUUGCUGCGACGACACCCCUUACCUGUCCAGAGUCGCCGUAGCCAAGUGGUUCCGGUCGGCCGUUCGGAACGCAUGGGAGCAGACGUCACACAAGUAUGAGCUGGAGCUGUCGUUCCAAAGCUGGGAAUCUCUGUCGGUGAUGAGGGUUCGCUUCCGUUCCGGCAAGGCGAUCCAUUUCACCCUCACGCCUGUGGUGCGGAUUAAAGACACAGACGUUUGUUUGGUGUCCUGCCUGGGCCCAAAGAAGGAACCGGACAGUGCGCCGGAUGCCCAGUGGCCCGUCUCGUUCGCCCGCUACGAGAGGAGCCUGCUGAGGUACCUCGGAAAACGCCUUCCGCAAAACGCCUGCCACCUCCGCUGCCUGCAGACCCUGUCCUUCCUGAACAAGAAACAGACGGAGCUGUCGGGCCUCUCAGGCCUCUCUAGCCACCACCUGAAGACCGUCCUGCUCCACCUGCUGCUGCAGACACACCAGCAGCAGCAGCCUGCAGCAAUGGGGGGUUGGGGCUCGGAGCACUUCGCCGAAAGGCUGCGUGAGGCGUUGGACUUCCUCAAGACGAGCCUCCAGAACAGGUGGCUUGGUCACACGCUCGUCGGCAACCCUCUGGUUCCCCCAGAGGUCGGGCUUCCGGCACACUGGGGUCGGUCAGAGCCCCUGAAUGUGCUACGGCCCCUCUUGAUGAGUCAAGGUCAGGGUCAAGGUCAGGGUCAUUAUCAUCAACAGCAGCAUCACUAUGCCAAGAUGGGGAAGCACCUUGAGGAGAUGCUGAAGAACAUGCCUGUGCUGAUAAAGGAGUACAUGGACCAAGGCGGAAAGUCAAGGGUUGAGCCCAGCUCAUAAAACGAAAUGUGAUAAAGAUGUAAAUAAUAAUAAUAAUAGAGCUGGUUAGGGUUUUGCAGAAGAUAGAUGAUAAAAACAGAAAACAUUCAGCAUUUGCUCUUUGUUUAAGAUAUGUGGAAGUAUUCUUAGUUGAACCUUGGAGGUCAACCGGAGGUUGUCAAUAGGAUUUUGAGGUAUUCCCAGUUUGACCUUGGUGGUCAACUAGAAUUCACUGAGGUCAUCAGUAGGAUACCUCCAUGCAUUGAAUGAAAAUGUGGGUAUUUUAGGAGCUAAAUGUGAUAUAGAUAUAAAUAGAUAUAUAUAUAAAAAUGUGACAGUGCAGCACCUUGACUCUAUGUAAUGCAG